AUAUGUUUUAAAUGUAAUUAAGUUAAAAACUGUGCAUACAGUUUUAUACAGAACUUUCAGUUUAGUAUUUUUUUUAUGGAAUUAAUCACAACACUCGUUUAUUUAUAAAAAGGUGUAAUUUAAUGUUCAGUGACAUUUUCUAUCAGUUUCGUGUUUAAGUUAAAUUGGGUUUUAAAUUGUAUAUCAUAUUUUUGUGAGAAGACUUGGGCAAUGACAUUGCUAUUUAUUGAAGGUUUUAUACUGUACUUAAAACUAUACAUUGAGAGUAGUUGUAUCAUAUUUACAAAUAUUUUACCCUCAUUAGUCAAUAACAAGUAAUUACUGAUUAGCUUAUCAGAUUCUGCAGCACUACAACCAAGUAUUUUUAUAUCAUUGAACAUCUAGUUUUAUAAAACUAUUACUUGCUUGUGAUUUCAAUUAAAUUCAUUUCAAGAUGCUAUGGCUGUUACUGUUUUGGACUUGUUAUUAAUAUACUCUAUUUUUAUACAGAGGGCAGCUGCUAGAAAUUUUAGAAAGGAAAGUCAAGACCCAGCGGAAAGAAAAGUAAAUGAGAAGAAGCCUCUUGUAACUUUUAAGGGUAAACUAAGAUAUCUGUAUACAGUGCACGAUUGCUGUUGUGUUUGUGAAGCCAUUUUAAAAAAGUUGGAGACACUUGAGGAACUGAUUGUUGGCUUCGACUUGGAGUGGCCUGUUGACUUCAGACGAGGACGAGGGCAAGGCAGAACAGCUCUCAUACAGUUCUGUCCCAGCCAAGCAGUUUGUUAUUUGUUCCAUGUUAUUGAAUGGAAUAAACUUCCGAAGGUGUUUGUUAAUUUCAUCAGUCACCCUAAAGUAAAGUUGGUUGGUGUCAAUAUCAGAGGUGACAUAUGGAAACUAGGGCGUGAUUUUGACAUAUCUGUUGCCCCUAUUGUGGAAAACAAUGCUGUGGAAUUGAGGCAUCUGGCUAACAAAGUGUUUUCUAUAACUGAUUGCUGGAGCCUGGAUAGAUUAGUGGUUUAUGUAUUAAAAAAGCAGCUCGCCAAGCCGGAAGAUGUUAGAUUGAGCAAUUGGGCCCAAAUACCUUUGACAAAUAGCCAAUUUGAAUAUGCUGCCAAUGAUGCUUAUGCGUCUCUUAUUGUCUACAACAGACUGAAAGAACUGGAAGUGGAAUUCAACGUUAAGAAAGGGAAUGUCGCGACUGAUGAGUGUUUGGGACCUGGGCCGGAUGAGCUACAAGGAUGCCCUCACUAUUCAAAUCCUGACAGCUAACCACAUCAAAACUCUGGUUUCUGAGGGGAAAACGUCUUGUGGAACUCUUCUAUUAGUGGAACACAAUCCUGUCUUCACCAUAGGACUUCGUACAAAACAGUAUUCACUUGAAGACGAAGAGAAACUGACAAAGUUAGGUGCAGAAUUCUAC
Molecule: messenger RNA, 1399 nt
Organism: Homalodisca vitripennis (glassy-winged sharpshooter)
Lineage: Eukaryota; Metazoa; Arthropoda; Insecta; Hemiptera; Cicadellidae
Product: Werner Syndrome-like exonuclease
Exons: 6
Coding region: 439-1248 (269 amino acids)
Biological process (GO): nucleobase-containing compound metabolic process
Molecular function (GO): 3'-5' exonuclease activity; nucleic acid binding
Source: RefSeq, a predicted model, not a curated record